GAAACAAGCAAAGCGCGGAGAAGGAGUGCUCAACAAACUCCGAGGAAAGGGAGCGUGGAUUUAUUACUCUAGUGGAAGGGUGCGUGUCCACUUGAUAUUGAUAUACAAAGUUUGUUGAAGUGUGUUAAUGUCCUGGACGGGAAGUGAUGGUAGUGUUCAGUGCAUGUUUUAAACUUUGAUGCACGCUUCAAUUUCAGCUAUUGUGCAAUUGUUUGGAUCGCGCACUCGUCUGUUCCGUUAUAGGAACACAGAAUUCGGUUUUUACGUGAAAUUUCGUUUGUCAAUUUAGACUAAUUGUGUGGAGUUAGAAGAGCAGGGUAACCUGGCAUGGUACAGUUUUGUCACGUGGUCGUUGUAGUAGUAACUCGAGUAUUUUCGCGGUUAAACUAAUCGUAUUAACGCGUAAAGAUUCAAAUACGUGCGUCGCAAGCUUCCCGUAACCACCCUCAGUGAGACUCCGGGUUUGCAGGGAAGCAAGUUUCUGUCCAGCGCUGGAGUCACCGGAUUCUUUCUCAGCUGGGUAACAGUGCAAAAGUGCAUGACUUCAUCCAUCGUUUUAUUUUUGUGUGUGUGCAUGUGUGUAGGUCACCUCCACAUUGUCACCCUGAUCUGAGCUGAGUCAAACAGCAACAAGCACCUGCAGGGCCCCAUCAGUGGCCCAAACCCCACUCCUGCAGUAUGGGCAAUUUUAUCGGCAAGAACGGCCAGAGACCCACAGGUAGGUCUGCACAUACACAUCCAUGAGGCUGCAGUUUGUUUUUUAAGCCACUGCUUGCUUGUCUUGAUCUUGUCCCUCAGGACCCAUCAUGUCUGCUUUUGAAAUGGUUUUCCAAUGCGUUUAGCUGUACACACAGAGGUAUGAAAGUGUGUGUGUAUUUGUGUGUGGGGUGGCUUUAUGGCUUGAUAGUGGGGUUGCCUAAUUGUGGAAUUUUCAAAGUUGGAAACUUUCCAUGGGAAUUAAUGAGAAUGAAACUGAAACUUACGAAAUUUAAGGUUGGCCCUCAACAGGGAACUGAAAUAUAGUUGGGGAAAAUAUAUUGUUGGCUAAAACAACCAGAUUUAUUGCAAGUACACUCCUUCAUCACAUGCACACAGCACAUUGCAGGGCUAUUGAGGCCACACCCCCUACAUGCACUAUGCAUUCCUCCAUCACAUGCACAGAUGAUUUCUUGAACCCUGGAGGCCACACUUUUGAGCCCAGAGCACAAGAAAUUUAAGCCCAUAGACUAUAUAAAGUCAAGUAAUUCUGAUAAUAUUAUGGAGUAAAUAUAUUUGAUCUAUAAUAGUAUUCAUGUUAACUUGCAAAAAAGGUGCUAAAUGUAAGGUAUCUUUCAAUUCAUUGACCAUUUAAGGGGCUAGCUUAUUAUGGUGGUGGUAGCUACCUCAAAUGUGAUGCUGUUUCUUCUGACUCCUGCAAGAUGGUUUUCUGUAACCAUAUAUUAAUUUAUACAUCAAUUGUCAAUUAUUUUGAAGACCAUUCCAAUUGUUUAGCCAACUAUAUUUCUAUUCAUGCCAUUGCAUGAAUGUUUUUACAAGCUUUUUUGUUAUUUUAGUCUACAGAUUUUUUGCCAUGUUUGCCAUCUGAUGUGUGGAAGCAUUUCACACAAGCUAAUGUCUGCUUAUGACAAAACAAAAAUAUUAACAUUUAUGUUUAGAUAUGAUGCAGUUUGUUUAAAUUACAUCCAAUUAACCUCCAGUUAAUUUCCAUAAAUUCCCAAUAAUUCCCAUAAAUUCCCAUGGAAAGUUUCCAAUUUGGAAUAUAUUCAAAAUUCCCCAGCUUAACUUCCCAUGGAAAGUUUCUGGAAAUUUACGAAAAAUUUUCCGCCCCUUUGCAACCCUAUUUGAUAGUAAGGCACCUUCAAGUUGUGAGACAUAUAGUGCCAGGAAGGUUGUGUAGGUGGAAAAGGAGAAGAACUGUGCAAGAGCUUGGAUGCUGAAGACUAAAAGGGAGGUGGAUAAGAAGCAAUCAGGAAAUUGAAGGCAUCAAAAGGAGAAGCAUGCAUACAGUUUGUGUGUGUGUUUGUGUCUGUAUGUGUGUGGCAGCAGGAAUCUUGGCAGCCCUCCUGCAUGUUGCUCAGUGAGUGGUCAUUCUCCUCGUGUCCCCCCUGUGAUUCGCUCUGGCCUCGCUGUAACAGCUGUGAUGAAUCGGCAGAAUUCCCUGGAUCAGCACAAGGGCAGUGGAUUAAUCAUAGAGGGCCUAAUGCUAUCUGACACACACAGACCUCAGAGAGCACACACACACACACACACACACUCUCAUUCAGUCAGGCUGCCAGCCAUACACACGGUCGGACGAGCACAUUAAGAUUUGGAAUGAAGAAAUAAAAAGCAGGGCUGGCAUGAGAAAGUUACUAGACAAUCCUGUCAUUCUUUCUCAAUGAAUCCACCACACAGCAGGUGGUGCUUAGCUUUGAGAAUGCUCAACCUCUACUCUUGUAUCACUCUUAAAAAAAUACAAUUUAUAAUUCUAUUUAUCAUAAUUUAUAAUAGCAGUGACUCUUUUAUUUAAACAAGGACAGAGGGGAUGAAAUGGAGACAGAGACAGAGCGAAGACGUACAAAUAAUUCCUUUUUUUUGUCUGAGUGUGUGUAUGUGUGUGAAGUUUGCAUCUCUACUUGGAGCCAACUACUAAAAUCUGAUCUAUGUACCGGAACAUUUGUUCUCUGUGUAUGUCUGUGUUUCUGAAUGGAGAGAAUGAUUGUUUCAACAACAUUGUGGCUGAGAAGCACAUGAGGAAUGUCUAUUAAAGCAUUCAUCUUCAGCUGCCAGGCCUGGGUGUUUCUGUUUUAAUGAGAGCCGUGCUGCUCUGGUCACCUCAAUGAAUGGUGCUGUUAAUGUCAACAUGCCUGAACCAGUGACCAUUGAAAGUCUUUCUUAUACAGGUCCGCCCUAUUCCUUUCUGUUUCGCCUCAAUCAAUUGUAGCUUUAACAUAAUUAGGUCUCCCUGUACUCUCUUUAAAAAUAGACCACAAACAUAUCAAGCAGCUGAAAUUUUAUAUCAAGCCAGAAACAGUUUUAAAGAACUGAAAAUCAAUUGUGCCUCAAGGUUAUCAAUUCUGCUUACCAGUCUUGCUGAUGUACCAAUAAAUUUAGAGUGGAGCGAAGGACAUAGAUGCUGCAGUAAAAUCUGUUUAGAAAUCUGCAGGAGAAGAAAACAGUUAGCUAAUAAACAAAGUGAAUUAAAGAGACAGAGGGGGUAUACCUGAGUACUCUGUAAAAACAUGCUGAGAGUGUGUCAACUGGGGAUGACAAAUGAAAGUGUCAAAAGACCAAAAUCUAGUCAAGGAUGCAGAUAACACAAGUGUGAUGUGUCUUAAAUGAGUCUUGAGGACUAUUAACCAUUUGUAGUUUCUCCUUUUUAUUUUUGAAUUCCUUUUAGGGGCUCAUGGGGCGAGUUUCCACACCCCUCCUGAUUCUCCACUAAGUGAAGAGCCUCCCUCCAUACCUGAUGUCACCCAACUUAUUCCUGCCACCCCAUCCCAACCCUCUCCUGCAGUCCUAAUAGCAUCACCAUCUCCGGGCCCUAGCCUCACACCCAGCUCGAAGAAACCGGAGUCCAGCACCACCCCUAUGACUCCCCGUCCUCGUCCUGAAUGGAGGCCUUACCCACCACUCAGCUCACAUAGCACCACCAUUGGCGGUUCUGGAGUUAACUCACAGCAUAACAAUCCAGGAACUACUGCUUUCAAAAGACAAACUUCUUUUGGCAGGAAUGGGGGAUCUCUUACCUCCACUCCUCUGUCUACAGUCUCUCAGGGGAAGACUAUGACUGUCAGCCCCACAAGGACUCCCUCCUCUGCAUGUAGUGCCUCGCCUGUGGUGGGGAACUCUUCAGGGAGAAACUGGAGGGAAAGGGACAGUGGUCUGAGUGAAUUUUCACUGCCUUCUCAUGAAGGAUCAGACAGCCGGAAGGACGAAGUGGAAAGACUUCUGGAGGAGUGUAGGACAACUCUGGGUAUCACUGCUGGUGAAGACGGGGCCACGAAUCCAACAGGUAAGCUUCCUAUUGGUAUUAAAGAGUUUUAUACUUUAAUACGUUAUAGUUAGGCCGACAGCGUUUUAAUUUAGGCAGUAAAACGUGUCUUGUCACCAUGAGCCUAAAAUUUUGUUGUUUCGAUGGGGCGUAAUCUUAUUUCCCUGACGUUUUUUUAACAUAUCUGAUAUGGAUGUGUUAUGCUCUGGCAUUUCUGUUUCUCUCCCUUAGAGAUACUGAAACAACUUCUGACAGAAGUGAAGAACCUGAGGAGUACAUUACAGGUAAGAUUUUCCAAAGCGCUUUAAAUAUUUAUAUUUCUAAAUGUGACUUUUUAACUGCUUGUGUGCUUCUUGUUAUACUAAGGACAACUGCUGAAAUACAAAACCCUUCCCUAAAACAUUCUAGUCCAGUCAUACUGAUGGAUGAUUCAAAACUAAUCAUGAUAGUACCAGAAGUUUAGAAAUCUUUUAUUGAAGUUGGGCAAAGUUUGGAAGUAAGAAAUAAGUUAGUAAGCAAAAGUUGUUGUUUUUUAACCUCCUUUAGUUAACUUUUUUUAAACUUAAUAUUUGGUACUCAUGGCUAAUACUGGUGAUACUUGUUUGGAAAAGGCAUUUCCUUGUGCAUUACUCCUUAUGUGCUUUUAUUUUGCAUUAUGAGCUACUUCCUGGAAGUUACAGGUCUGAAUGAAAUGGUUACAAUAAUAGUAAGAAAGUACAAGGUUGAUAAGUAAAUCAAAGAAGAACAGGCGUUAACGUUUUUUGGACUCGCUGUGAGUCUUUGAAUAUCAGUUUUGUUAGUGGUCAAAUCCUUACUCAGAGAGCUGCUACAAGCUUGCUUGCUAGCAGCAGCUGCUGUGUCUUCUUUCCCUGUCCAUUAAGGAAAGGACCACUGCCAUGACCUUGCAAUAUUACUGUUUCCUUUUACAAGUGUGUUCCAUUUAUUUGCUUCCACAACGAGCUAGUUCUUCGUCGAGUCACAUCUUUAUAACAGGAGGUGAAGGUGCUUAUAGUCUUCACUCUGAAAAACUGGGCCCUUUUCAUUCAAAGACGUACCGAAAAUCAGCACAAACCAAACAAAACUGCAUUUAGUGUUUGUUUGGCAUUUCUUCUCUAAGUACAGCUUCUUUCUGUUAGAGUUUUGAUUUUGAGUUUCAAAGCCGUUUUAAAUAGAAAGGUGGAUAACUUUAGCAACAUAAACAGGAUCGUACACACUUCAGUAAGUCCGACUGGUCCUUUUGACCUUUCCAUCAGAAGAUAACACCAAAACACACCCUGCCCCUGCACCCCCAGCCCCACCCCUCAGAGACCUUGGAGUGGGCCUCACUUGGAGCUGCAGCUUUACUAAUUAAGGUCUUCCUGUGCUCUGCUUCUUCUGAGGGGGCUGAAGGAGGAAAAAUCACUGAGAUCAUCUUCUCUUGAUGUUUCUUGUUGCUCAUAUAUGUGGGGGUGGUUAGUCAUAGAUGAACCUCUCUGUUGCCCCAACUAAAAAGAUAAGAAAUGAAACAUCAUGGAUGCCCAGUAAAGCUUCACACACAUUUUUGUUUCUCUUCUUUUGACAAUAAGGAAACAAUGCUGGACUACUAUUUAACUUUUGUCAGGUAUACUAUCAGGAAGAACUUGACAAAAUCCUCUUCACUCGUCUUGUCUGGGUGUUUCAUGCUCUUAUGAAGAUGGUGAUAUGCUGUGGUAAUUUCCUGUCAGUUGGGCUUUCCAAUUCCUGACCCUCCCUUAUGAGGGUUGUAGCCAGAGGCUCCCAGUUUCCUCUAGAUCUGCCACAGAUUACAAGGGCUGGGACAUGACACACAGCAAGCCUUACUCAAUCCUGUUUUUUCCCUUUUUUUCUCUCUGUUGUGACUAAUGUACAGACUAUUACACUUUUAUUAUGAAGUGGAAUUUAAAUCACCUCGGUUAUUAUCACAAGCUUUUACGAACACCGGCGCUUGUGCACAUGUAGUGUCACUUUUUUUCUCUACUUGAUAUUCGGUGCCUGCUCCCUCUUCCUUCUCUCUCUCUCUCUCUCCUACAUUGUCCCUCAUCCUUACAAGCAACGUGGAAAUAAAACCCUUGUACAGGCCAGCUAAACUGCCCUGAGUCUGUGCUAUAGCUCUGUGAUACAGUUGUGUAUUAGAAGUCAGGGCAAUCCAGCAGAGUGUUUACAUGGGCCCUCGGUAGAGCAAUUUAAGCUAGCAAAGCUCAACUUUAUGAACCCACUCUGUCUGCUCUGCUGUCCUGGGAGCUUUUUUUUUGUGGAGAGCCAGAACAGGGGAGUGCAGUGCGGAGGAGGGGGUUCACAUUCGGCUGUUCAGGAGACAGAAGUUUUUUUGUUACGUGCUGUGUGACGAGGUGGGAUGGAGGGGGCUGCAGCUCCCAGUCAGUAACUGGCUGUGUGUUUUUGUGUGUGUCCUGCACGUGAGACAAAACCCUCACAAACAAGUACUUUUACACUGGAAGUCUUGGCCUGUGUGAUUUGUAGGAAGGCUGCUUUUUUUUGUUCCCUUGCUGUGCCUCUCUCUUUUCUUCCUUCCCUCAUUCUGUCUCCAUCACAGAGCUGACUAUCCCCCCCUCCCCAUCCCUUUUACAAGAACCCAAAACAAUUACCCUCCAACUUUUUCUGCUCUCUAUCUCAUCCUCUUAUCCUCUAUCCCUCCUUCAGCCAUCUUUUCAUAUGACCCCAACUUGCUUAAGCCUUUUUCUUCUGCUCUGACCUUUUGUUUCUUUGACCUCUUUUUUUUUCCACCUUAUUUUAGAAGCCAUCAUUCUUCCAGACACAUUGUUUCUGCUCUAAGCCUUUUCUCCGCACCACCUCAUCCGUCUUCAUCCAAAUGCUCCUGUCUCUCCGUCUGCAACAAUAAUACCAUAUUUACAAUGUGCUGCAGUGAAACUCCACUCUGAGAAAAAGACACAUGAUUACACAAUGUGCAGUGAAGUACCAGGAAUUUCAUCCAAUGUACCAUCUGUCUGUGCUUAUGCACACCACCGGCCCUCAAGUGUUUUAACCAACAAAUAUGAAAACACUCCAUUCAUGGUGAGGAAGUGGGUGUCUGUGGGGGUUGCUCAGUUUUUGUGUUCCCUUCUGGAGAUUUAGUCAGUCAUGAAGCUGCUUUGGAAUCAGUUCCAGGUGAGCACUGCUGGAGCUUUCCAAGAAUGAUUUUUGAGGUUUCCUUUUUCUGUCUUUGCUGCUUGAAGAGCUAGAACUCCAAAACGGCCUUGCACCCCGAGGACAGGCUGUUAAAAUUCAGAUUUGUUUUAGUGACUUGUAAUGGCUGGUGUGCAUGCUGUGUCCAGACUUUACCUCCGUGUUGAUGUCCUAGAAUAUUCAGAAGUGUCUAACAAGUUAUCUUUAUGUGCCAGACAGGGGGCAUAUGGCUGUUUGGUACCUGUUUGUGACUGCUAUUGAAGGACUGAAUGUCCCUUAAUAGGUGUAACAUUUAUUCACACACUUUUGAAUCGUCACUCCAGGCUGUGUAACGAUGAAGAAAAAGCCAUUUCUGAGUUGAGAUGUUUCCCCAAGUAUGUAUUAGGAAAACUGGGUGUGUUGAGUUGAGCUAGGGACAGAUGGUUGAAACACACACUCACACAAACUUGGACAUUAGACAAAAUUUCCUCUGGACUGGUGCUGGACCCUUUCCAGGAAUGUCAGGGACUCAGAUGUGCAUCACUAGUGAAGACAAGUGUAUCUGUGUGUGUUCCUGUGAAUGCUGGAUACCACAUCUGGUCAUGCAGUGGGGCACUGGGUCAGCUCUUGAGGGAGUACAUGAGUGUGUGUGUGUCUUAAGACUGACAGCCCACACCCUUAUCUCAGUGUGAAAUGAGGAGCACCCCUUCCUGUUUCCUUAAACAGACAUGCUCUAGUUGGAGAGUCUCUGUCUAGAUAACAAAAGCUUUGUGAUGACAAGAUCCUUCAAAUCCAAGUGUGUCUUAUUAUAGAAAGUCUUCAAAAAAGAGACUGUUACCCUGCAGUUUAUUUGACAAAUACUAGCAGCGUGGGAGCAAUCCAACUCGAAUGUAAAAGGAAGCUGAACAAUGUGGUUUGGUGGUGAGGUAAGAUAAUAAUGGGAGAGCAUGAGUGGGAGUGAAGAAUGAAAUAGGAUAUAUGUGUGUGUAUGAGUCUGUGUGUGUGUGUGUGUGCAUGAACUGUAAUCAGGUCCAGCUGUGGUCUUGAGUCACUGGUCAAAUAAGAGCGACUUGGCUCAGACACGUCCUCCUCCUCCUCCACAUCUCUAUCCAUUCUUCAUCCCAUUACCCACCCUCCCACUUUGCUGCAUUUCCUCACAUAACUCUGCUUCUCAUUGCUCAACAAUUGAGACCAAAUUUUGCAAGACUUUGACCACUUUUGUUGUCUUUUCAGUCUCUUAAGUUUAUGGUUUCUCAACAUUUUCAGUGAUCUGGUAGAGUUAUCAAAAGAUUUCAUUUUUUGAUGUCUAGUGAGGUGUUUGUCUCUCACACUUUUUUUUUUUUACAUCGUUGUUUCUAAAAGAUAGGAGACUGAAAACUUGCCAAGGUAAGGUUUUCCUCUGACCAUGCUGUUAGUUUCUAGGUAACCACCAAAAAGGAUAAAAAAAAUCUUUCGUCAAUAGCGAAAGUUUUGACGACAUAGAGGACCGUUUCACAAUGCAACCCUGACCUUGUUCCAAAACAAAUCUUGAAUCAUUUUUCUUCUAUGUCCAAACUUGUGAGACAUCUAUUUUCUGUUAUAAAAGGAACAGUUUCCCUUUCAGUUCACAUGAAAAGACCUGCAGAAAGAUUCAGAGGAAAACCUUUCACAAUUCAUUUAUGCCUCAUUAGAUGAAGCUUGUCAGCUUGUCGUCUGUGUCUGCUGAGGCUUGUUGUGCAGUUCAGUUCGACUUAUAUUCUCCUUAUGAGGGCCAAGUGUAUAAUACAUUGUUUAUUUGAUAAUUACUGGGGUACGCAAGGGGUUCAGGUGUGUUUGUUUUGGCAUUUAUGUUCUAUUUGUUUUUUCAAAUGCUAAACUUUGUUUUGUAUUCUUCACACUGUAAUUAUGCUGGUCUAAGUGUUCAUGCAUGAGUCAGUUGUUUACACAGGGAUAACAAAAGAGGCUGAAUGUAUUUAUAUGAGCCACAUCAGCUGCUCAGGAUGAACUGAAAAAUGUUGGUGAUCCAAGUACAAAUAAAAUGAAUUUAUAUCUGUAUUUGCUGAGCGUAAUGGGCCCUGACAUUUUCCAUGUGGACCAUUUUUAUCCUUUUUAAAGCUUUUUCCGAGGAGUGCAUUAAAUCAGUCAUACCCCUCUGAAUUCAUUCUGGGUUUGAUCCUGACAUUUGAAAAAGACAGAUGAGGAAGCGAGAUGAAAGAUUUACAUCCCUACACAGCUUUCUUAUCAAAUCAGACCCCACUGUUGUUGGACGGCUGUUAAAUCUUUUAUGUCUGGCUGAUCAGGUAUAAGCUCUUUGACUCUCUGAUUCUCCUGCAAAGUUCUCUCAAAUAGCAGUGUUUUUUUGGCUGACUUGGUUAACUGCACUCACUGUGAACCCUGCCUUAAACUUGUUCUCAGUGUCAGCAACUCGACACUUUGAAUCUACAAACUGGUUGCAACUUAUUCAUGUCACUAGAUAUUAAAUAUUGGCUUUGAUUUAAAGACAAUCAUUAUCAUUAUAUCCAAAUCCCACCUUGCCAUCCAGAGCUUAAACUGUCAUGAAAUGCCCUAUUUUGAUAUUCUGCAUGUGUUGCACUGUGCAUUUCCUCCAAACUGUCUUGAAAUUGAGAUGAUGUUUAGUUUUGUUGUGAAAAUGUCAGUAAUGUUAAGUAAGUACUCCUCACAAACAUCUGUUUUUCUUCCCAGAAGGAGCGUAGAGAAUGGUGGCAGUUUCAGGCUGACCUACAGGUGGCAGUGGUCGUGGCAGAGCGUUUCAGAGUGGAGGCAGAAGAGAAACUGACAGCACUCCGAGCGGUGCACCAAGAUGUGGAAAGAGAGCUCACAGCUGCCCAGCAGAGACUGAAGGAGGCUGACACACAACUGGUCACCCUUAGAGGGGAGUUAAAGGAGGACAGACAGAGACUGACAAAUCCCACACAGGGUCCAAGUCAGGAACCAGAGAGGCCAAAUAGACCAAUCAAUGAACUGUCAAACAGCUCUGAAAUUCAAGAAGGGAUCCAGAGGGGCAGAGACAGGGAGAUUUACAAACUGGGACGAGAAGAGAUGGAGAAUAGGAAUCUGAAUGAGUCGACAAAGAAUGUUGUGAGUGAGGAGGUCAGACGAGACUGUAAGAGUGUGACCAGUGAAUAUCGGACUGGGGAAGAGGUGCAGUCCAGCGACGCACAAAGGAGCGUAACCAAUGAGAGGUCAAGGUGAGUUAAUGUUGCCUUUUUUUUUUCUUUGGUAAUGCGAAAAGAUAACCAAAUUCAGUAAGGCCAUUUAUGAUGCUUUCAUCAACCAACAGACCUUUUACAGAGCUACUAAAGGAUAGUUCUGAUGUUUUAUCAUAUUACUCCUUGAGUUAAAUGAAAAGUGCUGUAAAUAAAUACAGCUGUUUCUCUCUCUCACAUUGCUUGCAGAAGUCCUGCCAGAUUACCUCCUCCCUCAGACCCCCCCACGAUCCAAAAUGGAACCUCCCAGACCAAUACAGCCUCAACAUUUGCACCAACAAACAAGGUGAUAUAUUCUGAAUUGCUGGAUGAUUAUUCAUUAUGUGUACUUGGCUGCCUGAGCUGGCUUUAUAGAUGGGCAUUUUAACAGGUGUCUCUUUCUGUCAAUGCAGUUAGUUGGCAUUAAUAGGCUGUCUCACUGUGCAUGAUCAAAUUGAUUACUAAAUUAAUCCUUUUAGAAAUAAGGUUUAUUAGGCAUGUAAGGCUAUUGGAGCAUAUGUCCAAUAGUGUUUCUAUGGAAUUCUGUGCACAGUGUGCAGUUAAAUGGAUUGGCAAAUAAUCUGCCCUGAGACUCGUGAGUGAUAUACUGAGUUGAGGAAUCCUUUCAGCACUCAUGUCUCAAAGUAAUUUUUAAUAUGAGUUGGUGCCAUAGAAAUAGGAAUUGAUUUAUUGUUGGCAAGAAAUCACGAGUUUGUCGUUCAAGAUUUUGCCUGUUUUUGUAAAAUCAGUCUGGUUUGUCUAACAGAAUGCUGGGCCACUAAGAGGCCGAAGAAGUCUGGGAUGUCAGGACAGCAAAUCAAAUACUGACACAGGUGUGUUAUGAAAUAGAAAUAUGCGAACAGAGACCGUUAAAAAGUAAAAAUGUGUUAACAAUAAGAUGAUUUUAAACACUAAAUUGUACUGCAUGUUUACUACAAAAUUUAAAAAAAACAGUUUCAACUAAAUUUAAUGUAAGCGUCUCUCAGCUUGUAGUUUAGCUACCUAGCCUUGAACUUUACUGUUGAUAUGUUAAAUCAUAUUUUAUAAGAGCUGUUCCUUAAUGAGAACAUUGUUUGAGUUCAGGCCCUGACAGUCAAUUUAGUUCACUGAACCCAAAAUAUCUCCCUACAGGCUGUGAAUGUGCAUGAAUUUUAUGAUCGGUACUUACGGGCAGAUUUCUGCUAUGUUAAGUGUGCUGUUUUGCUCAGCAAGAAAGAGCUAGGUAACUACAAAUGUGCAUAACCUCGGGGUUAGCAUGUCUGAAAGCAUUUUGUUAUAACAGCUUCAUUUAUUAUUGUUUCACUUUUCAGGAAAGCGUGAGGAAUCUCUAAACAAGUAUAACUCCAGCAUCACAGAGCUGCUUCCCACCAAGUGAGUCCACACACAUGCACACAGACCCACUCACACACACAGACCCACUGUAUCCAAAAAGAAGAAGAACUUUCUUGAUCCCUGAAGGGAAAUUCAAUUGUCUGUUGUCUCAUGUAAUAUGUCUAUAAAAGUUAUCUAUUAUUUACAUAAGAGCUAUAAAGCCUGAUGGCUGUUGGUACAAAAUAUUUUCUAAAUCUUUCUGUCCUGCAGCGAAGAGAGAGGAGCCGUCCAUAACCAUUGGCCCUUUGGUCCAUCAAGGUGUUGUGAAGUUGGUGAUCCAUGUUCUUGAGAAUAGUCUCCACCUUCCUCAGUGUAGAUCCACCUCUGCACCAGCAAGGCAACCACGAUAACGCCUCCUGAUGUCCUCUGGAAUUGCAUGUUGUUGUCCAGAUUUGCUUUUCCUCAAUGAAAGGAGCUCUUCUCUUGAGUAAACUCUCCGCCCUGCAGAAGUAUCCAUCAGCAGCUAACAAAAUUACAACAAAAAUAUGAAAAAAAUCUAGCAUAAAUUACAAAAAUUACAGAUAAUACAGAGAGACUAGACUUGCAGUAACCUCUCGGUUCAAGCGCAUCAUUUGACGUUGCAGUUGCUUCAGCCUGUUAUCUAAGUACACCCUUUGACCUGAGUGCAUUUGUCUGGUGACCGCAGAGGUGACAAAAUCACGUCUUGUACUUUGACCAAUGUGUUAAUUAAGUUUUCUCUCCAGUAACUGGGUCAGCUAUGUGACAAGAUUGUCCACAAACUUCUGCAGUGUUAAAACAGGAAACUGUGAGGUCCUCAGCAGUUUCUUUCUUGUUGUUGUCAGGUCCCAGGAUGGUUUUAACAUGCUGCUGCGUCGUCACGGAGGCUCGAAGAGAAACUCACUGCUCCACUGGUGUCAGAGCCGAACACAAGGCUACAAGGUUGGCCUGGCUGUGUUGUAAUUUGUCUCUUAAGCUGUAUAUGGUGUGAGUGUGUGUGUUUUUUACAAUCAGGAUUAACUCCCAAAUAAGGGAGCUAGUUUUUGAAAAGCAGCUGAUGUUGUGAAAAUGGCAAGUGAAGGAAAGCCUGCAGAACCAGCACCUUUUAACUUUUUUUUUUCUGGUGGAUAUAUUGAACAGCUAAAAACAUCCAGCUAUUUGAAGAUACUCCUUGUAAACUGUCGUAACAGCAAACACAAUCUAGUUGUCUGAUUUUUUUAAUGGGAUUUUUUUCAAGUUAAGCAGAAGUGAAUACAAGAAAUAAAACAAUCUUCAUAUCAAUACAAUGUCUACAUAAAGACACAUUUUUUCAGUGACAUUUUAAUCAGCUGAGGAUGUUAAUUCUGGCAUUAUGAUUUCAUUAAAAUCACCUUACAAAACUUAAAUUGAUAGCUGCAGACUAAAGAUUAUUACCCAUUCAGAGCAGGUAGUUAAUUACACAGGGUCUCAAGAAAGGUACCAGACACAAACACCUUUAGACAGUCUGUUAAUCUGAUCUGUGAGUGUCCUUCAGUCAGAACGGGGUCACUUUGUAAAGAACGUGGAGUAAUUAAAUCGUCAGUAAUGUUGACAAAGUUUAUUAAAAAUGCUUUAUAGGUUUAAGAAAUCCUUUUAAGAUAAGUCAUCCACAUUAGCUGUCAUGGGUGUUGGUGAAACACUGACAUGAACUGGGAUGGCCUUAGUCAUCAGGGAUACUCAGCUAGCCCACAUUAACACACAAGUAGGUGUUCAAUAACAUUAGAUACUCCUAAUCAAAGGGCAGUAUUUCUAUUUUCAAACAUGUCUUAGAGUGAUUCUUUUGUUUUGCUGGUAACCUUUGGAAAGACGUCUUUUAUUUGUGUGUCACAGCAAACCACAACGGUUUGACUUGUUAAACAAGCUGCAAAAUUAAAUAUACCAGAAUUGAUGGUAACUGGCUUUAUUAAGAUAUGAAAUGUUGUUAUCGUGCUAUAAAUAAGCAAACUAUUCCGAAAGUUUCUAGCUGAGGUCACCACAUGCCCUUUCUCAAUUUUAUGACCUGCUUGCUUUGUGUUUUUUUAUUUUUUAUUUUUUUUCUUCAUGCAGAAUAUAGACAUCACCAACUUCAGCAGCAGCUGGGCCGAUGGUCUGGCCUUCUGUGCUGUGUACCACACCUACCUCCCCUCUCACAUCCCUUACAACACUCUGACGCCAGAGAAUAAGGUAAAAGAAACUGCACCUGAAACCUCUUUUAAACACGGGGCAAAACCAUCAGUUCAAUUUUCCUACAUUUUUAACAGAAGGAGAAUCUCAGUCUGGCAUUCAAGACAGGAGAAAGUGUUGGCAUUACACCAACUCUGGUAAGCCUUUUUGUCUUCCUUUACACAAAAACAACAAACCAUUUCACAGUGAAGCCUAAAUCUGUAUUUCUAUGUCAGGUGAAUUCAUGUUAAUGAACUUGUUUGUCUACAGACACCGAGGGAGAUGCUGCGAGCAGGUGGUCCUGACUGGCAAAGGGUGCUGAGCUAUGUGGAGAGCAUCUACCGUCACUUUGAGAUGUGACUGCUGGAGGUACAGACAGACGAUCAGCAGUGCAAUCCUCUGGACUCCUUAAUAAUGGACAUAGUAAAAGAUAUUGGAAAGUAAUUGUCCCUGAAAAUAUGCUAUUAAUAAUAAGAAGUUGGUGAACUUCACAAAAAAUAUUUCAAAUUGCCAUGAUGACUCAAAACCAAAAGAAAUAUUGACAGUUUAGUUUCAGUGUAAAAAGGUCUCUCUCCGUCUCUUCAAAUGCGUCUGUGUAAAUGUUUGCUAAAGCAAGAUAAGUGGGAGGGUUGUUAGCUGUUUGUGUAUUGAAUAUAUUUUUUAAAAAGCAUUUUAACUUGCUUUUUAACGUUUUAAAGGACACUGGAAAGACAGUUUUUAUCUCUGGCCCGAUCCCCACUCUCGGUCGUGGAGGGGAACGUUUUAGCAGGAUCCUCAGCCUCCAUACCUGGCUCCAAUCCACAUGCCCCACCCACAACUUCGGUUUUAUUGACAAUUUUAAUCUAUUUUGGGACCAAGCAUCACUUUUCAGCCAUGAUGGGAUCCACCCCAACAGGCGGGGUAGCCGAAUGCUCUCUUGCAACAUCCAGUAUAUGAUCCACUCCUCACCCGUCUGACACCCGUCUCCUCACCCUCCAGUCCGCAUCACAUCCUCACGUCCUCCCCGUCCUCCUGCCAGACUUUGUCCCCCCACCAAUCUCGUCCACAUCCCCCUGCUUCCUCGGCUACCCCGCCCUGCUUUUAACAGCAAACCUGCAAACUUUGGACUUCUAAACAUCAGAUCCCUCAACAACAAAACAUUUUUAUGCCAUGAUUUUAUUUCACAAAACAGUCUGGACUUUUUUAUUCUGACUGAAACCUGGCUGACUCCGGACAAUUGCAACACCAACUGAUAGAAUCAGUCAGUUUUUAAUACAAAAAGUUUUGGCCAGUAACAUUAAUAAUUAAUAUCAAUCAUUGACAGUUGUAGAAAUGUAUAACCUUUUGCAAAGUAUCCCUUAAAGGGAAUUGUACACAUUUAUAAUAGUUACCAGUGUUCCCUCUAUCUUACCUGUAUUACUCACAAACCUCCCCUCCCCAUCCACUACCUCAGAGAGACGUUCAUAAUUGACUGCGUUUGAGAUGAGGGUUGCAACUCCCUUUUUUUGACUAGUCCCAUCAGCUGACAAAAACACAAGUCUAAAUCCCAUCCUUUUCAGUUUGAGCUUGACUCAUAUGUGUCUCUUGAAGCAGAGUGAACUGUGCCCUCUCCCUUCUCAACUUAGUAUCUUAUUUCUUUUGAUACUAACUAACUCCUUCUGUCUUUGACUGCACCCAACGCCAUCCUCGCCUCGCGAUGACUUGAAUUGACUUAACUAAGUUUUAUACUCUUUCGGGGCAAAUAUUUAAUUUAUAUUGAGCGAGCUUUCCUUAAGCGGCUAUCCUCUCCUGACCCGGAACCCCUUAAAGGAAAUUGUAUGUGGAGGUAGAGUGAAUUAUCUGUCUACAGCCAGGCAUGUCCAAACUAUUCCGCAAAGGGGCCGGUGUGGCUGCAGGUUUUUCUUCCAACCAAUCAAGAGCAUGCAGUCUGACCAAUCAGCUGUCUGAAGACUGAGAUCAGCUGAUGAAAUAAAUCAAGUCUGGUGUGCUGCUGCUUGGUUGGAAGAAAAACCUGCAGGCACACUGGCCCCUUUGUGGAAUAGUUUGGACAUUCUGUCUUUCAAAAACCUGUGUGUGGCAUCUUUAAAUGUCACAUUAUUUUACUGCCAUUAACUUUUUACUUUUUUCUUGCUGUAUAUAUGCACUUUUGUCAGCACUUUUUUAUGUGAAAUUUGAUACUGUACUGAACAGAUGUUGCAAGAACUCAGAAGGAAUUUAGUAGCAAACCGGUAGACAAUAUGCAAAGUUCAAAGAACUGUUUCUGAACAGUGUGUGACAAAGAUCAAGACCUCAAGAUCAGUUUUCAUCACAAAUGUCCUCAGUGAUUCACACAUAAAUAAACCCUCAUACUUCCAGGGUGUUGAGAAACUGAACUAGUUUUGUCUGACAUGUUUUUAACCUGAGUUUAUUGCCAAAGUCUGAUGUGCCAAAUGGUUUUGUGGAGAUGCACUAUUUUAAGUGUUAAUUUGAAAAAAAUGUGUAAGAAAUAAACAGUAUUGUCCAAAAAAA
Messenger RNA from Xyrichtys novacula (pearly razorfish), 16251 nucleotides. Lineage: Eukaryota; Metazoa; Chordata; Actinopteri; Labriformes; Labridae. The record is from the annotation of a GenBank genome assembly.